Blepharisma stoltei is the source of this 2231-nucleotide messenger RNA. Lineage: Eukaryota; Ciliophora; Heterotrichea; Heterotrichida; Blepharismidae. The record is from the annotation of a GenBank genome assembly.
AUGGAUGCGCAACCUGGAAACCUAGAAGAGACUAAGACUGAUGUUGUAGUCACAACCUCUGAAGAUGGUGAAAACGUUUACGCAUCCGAUAAGUCCUGGACUGAUCUGCUCAUUGAAGAGUCCAUCAUUAGGAAUUUGCAUCUAAAAUCUUGGCUGAAGCCUACAUUCAUUCAAGGUGCAGCCAUCCCCACCAUCAUGAAAGGCCGAAACAUCGUUGCGCAGUCCAAAAAUGGCACAGGCAAAACAGGUGCAUUUGUGAUAGGCUCAUUAUCAAAUCCUUAAUUAAUUAGUUUUUUGAAUUUUAACUGUUUUUAAGCUUUACCAAGCAUUUUUGGACCAAAUCUUCUCCAUUUUAUUUUAUAUUUAUGCUGUCCAUUUAUUUUUCCACCCUAUUACUAUUAAUAAUCUCAUUAUCAAUGAUUGAUAAGGAUUUCCCACCUCUUCAAGCAAUCUGCAUUUCCCAUACUCGUGAACUCAAUCAGCAGAACUACAACGUCUAUUUAUCCAUUGCCAAUGAAACUGGCAUCUCAGUCGGAAUUAUCCAGAAAGGUGACAGAGACAUUCCUCGAUGUCAUGUAUUGUGCACCACACAAGGAAGCUUGCUGAAGCUUCUCAAGGAAAAAGAGCCAAGAGUGUUCGACAACGUAAAGGUAAUUGUGUACGACGAAGCAGAUAUGAUGUUCCAGCACGAAGACAACAUCAGAAUUAUACGAGAAGUUCGUAAAAGACUGAGAGACACCCAACAAGUCCUUUUUUCAGCGACUUUUGAUGAGAAAGUGAUGAAAUUUAUCAAUGAGCAAAUUCCUAAUCCUGUUAAGAAAUAAAAAUGGUGACGUUGACGAAAGAUGGAUUCCGAGACAUGCUCCAUUUGAAGCAGGAAGGACCAUCCUGAUGAAGUUGAAAAUAGUGCUACUGUCACUUUUUGAAUUAGGCCUUUAGGUUUAGGGAAGUUUUUUUCUUCCCAAAAGUUUUUCCUUAUCCCUGCCAAACGGACUAGACAGAUUUUGCCUCCCGCUUGUUCAUAGCUAAUUGAGAUUAAUGGGUAUCCACAAGAGGUGGCUAUAACCUAAAGAGCUUGUCCUUAUGCUAAGUGGGUUCAUGCCAGAUAGCAGGCUAGUGGUCUAUCCACUUAUGGCCUUAUAGCAUAAUCCAGUUACCAUCAGGAUUGAAAAUGUUGAAGACUUGACUUUGGAAAAUGUAGACCAAUACGUGAUUCAAUGCGAGCACCAACAAAAGUUCAAUACUGUCGUAGACAUUGUCAGGAGGGUCCCAUUUAGGAUGUGUAUUAUCUUUUGUAAUACAAAAGAUUAUGCUUGAAAGUAGAAAUAAAGGAAAUUUAUAUAUAAAUUUGAUAGGUAAUUAUAGAGUUUAUAAGGGAUAUAUUCAUAGAUUACAUCAACAUUUAGGAGCACAAGGAUUCAGAGCUCACGUCAUUGCAGCUGGAAUUGUAGACGAGUCUGUCAGAGAUGAAGUUAUUAAGAAAAUCCAAGGAGGAGAUGUCAGCAUUUUGCUAUCAACAAAUGUCCUCAGCCGAGGUGUCGAUUUCAGACUGGUAAGCUUGGUUAUUAACAUGGACCCACCAACUUAUAAGGAAGGGGAAGUAUUUUUGCCAGACCCAGUUACUUAUUUGCAUAGGGUUGGAAAAUAAUAAUGAAAAUGGCAUCAUCAAAAUAAGUUCUUCCAAGAAAUUUUCUGUCCUCAGGCAAUUAUGGGAUCAGCAUUCAUGUGACCUCUUAUCCAGUUAUGCCAGAAAGGCUGACUACAUAAGCUGUAAGCUUUCUCUUGGAUUAUAGGAGGCAUGGGCUUUCACUGCUUGGCAAUUUCGAAGAGGGAGACCCUUAGGCAGGAUAUAUGCAGAAGUCGCACAAACAAGUGGAUUCUGCAUGACCUGCAAUGCUUUUGGUGGGCCAGGCAGCAGCGCUUAAAUGGAUUACCUCAUAACCGUGAGUUAUAAAGGCAGCGCGUGACUCUAUGGAGUUAAAAAUGUAGUCUAGCUCGCUCUGAGAAGGAAAGGUGCCGUGCUGUAAACUAAAUAAUUAAUAAGCGCAUAUAGGGUUGGGAGAACAGGAAGAUAUGGAAGAAGAGGAGUCGCUGUAAACUUGGUGACAAAUGCAGAAAGCCAAACAGUCUUUAGGACAAUUCAGGAGUAUUAUCAUAAGGCCAUGUCGGGAACCACAAUAGAUGCACUAGUACAAAGAAUGGAAGAAGUUAAAGCAGAUUACAACGUUUAA